UGCGGCCAACUUCGCGUUGCAAAAUGCUCUUGUGUUGUUUGUGUUUGGGAUUGUAAAUAAAGGCCAAACAGUCAGCGCAAAGCGUUAAGAUCAAAGACCAACCUUUGGGCCAGUCCAUAAACCAGAAUGUAACAUCUCGAGGGAGAGCAAACACGGCCGCAAAGUGUUCAAUUAAAAUAAGUGACUUGACUUUGAUCUGAGAAUCAAAAGGAAGACUGUGAAAAAGGUGGGCAGGAAGUGGGAAGUGAGUAAAUGACAACAAAAAAGUGUGUAUUGGCCAAAAGAAGCUCGCAUUGGUAGCAACGACAGAAAACCAUUUACACACACACAUACGGCGCUCUUUAAACGCUGCUGCCGCUCUCCCUCUCUUUUACUCACACACAUUUGACGACUGCGACGCGUCUCUUGCAAACUUUUUAAAGCGGACGCCAGCGAUAUUCGGUUCUCAUUUCGAUGUGGAACGGUAAAGAACCUGUGUCGUUUCCGCUGCCGAUUCGCGAAAAUAACACAAAAAUAGCCAUAUAUUGUUUUUGUUCAAUCAAAUAAAUUCCACUGCAAGUGUAUGUGUGUUUGUGUACAGAAAGAAAUAAGAUAGAUCAGAAGCAGUGCAAGAAAGAAAAGUGCAAAGCGAAAGUUUUGGAUUUGAUUGUGCAGCAUCCGCCAUCUCGCUCUGGCAGGCGCGCGUGUAACGGUAGACGUCUCUCUCGGCAACAACAAGGCAAUAGCAACAACUACUCAUUCCAAGGAAAGCGAAAAGUGCGCGCUUGUGUGUGUACUUGUCUGUGUUUAAUUUCCAUUUCCAAACAAAAUAAAUAAAUAAAUUCAAUAUUCAAUCUUCGACUCUGAGAUUUCGAUUGCCCAGAUGUGUUUGCUAACAGAUUGCGCACACCGUGUCUUAUUAUGGCCCUAUUGAAUAAACUCUUCUUUCCGUCGGCAACACCAACAGCACCCGCGAAUUUAGCGGCAGCACCCACGCUGACCGCAGCGUCCGCAGCAGCAGCAGCGCUAAUUAAUAGCCAAACAACAACAGCAACUACAGGAACAUCAACCCCCGCUACAACAACAUUGCCGGCACGUACAACUCACGCCUCUGCCGGCGUCGCUGCCACGGCCUCUGCUGGCAAUAGUUCGUCGUCCGCAAAAGCUGCAAAACAAACUUCGCGAAAUUAUCUAAGCCGAUUCCCCUUCGAGGGCAGCCAGGUGCGAGUUCUGCUCUACAAAGAGGAUGACACCCGACGAUUGCUCUUCGACUCGAAUGCCCUCCAGAAGGUGACGCACAAGGACCCAUCAGCCACAUCCGCAUCCAUAUCGUCAUCCAGCACGAACGGCGGAGGAAAGUUCCUUAAGAAUGAGAAGUACACCGCGCUGCAGAAUGGCAAGAUUCAGUCGAAGACACAUUCCAACAAUGGCAGCAACUUCAUCGAGGUGUGCGCGGAGUAUGGCUAUAAGCACAAUCGACCCUCGGGAGCCGACAUCACGCCGGUGGGCGAGAUGGUGUUUGGCUCGUUGCCGAUGUCCUUUUGCGGAACGGCCCUGAAGGUGCACUGGCUGCCGGAACCGGCCAGAAUCCUGUGCUCCCAGGUCUACCUGACGCCCACCAGCAAUGGGGGAUCUGGCCAGUCGCCCUACUCCACGCUCUCCAUGAACAGCCUGGCGACGCCGCGCACAUCGAUAUCCAGCGAGCACGGAUCUAUGGAUGGUCUCUCGAUGAACUCGUUCUCGAUGCCGUUCAGCGUGAGUGUGGGUCGGCAGAUGAGCUUGACGCCACCGUUGGACGUUCCUGCGGCGCCGGCAGAUCAGCAGUCACUGUCGAUUCAUUCGAUCGACUCCAGUGGGCCUCGAUACUCAUCAACAUACAGCACUGCCACGGACUCGGGCUAUUCGGCUAGUGGGAGUGGGAGUGGAGCCGGCGGGGAUCAGUGGUCAUAUCAGUACUCAUCCACGCGGAGCAGUUUGGGCAGCGUCCUCUCGGAUCAGUCGGAAGCAAUGAGGAAGCUGAGCAUGGACUCUGCAUGCUAUACGGGGUCGUCUCCUUACCUGGACGGAUUUGCCAGCGAUGGCUGCCUGCAGCGAAGAAUCUCGCGCAAUUUGCGCACCUCCUUCGAGAACGAGCAUUCCAAGAACGAUUUUAUCGGCUUCCUUAGCGACAAUUACUCAUUAAAUGGCCCGGUGGCAGCACCAGCAGGCGGCGGAGCUGGAGGGGGCAGCGAGGGCGGUGGAAUGGCUCCACCACAGUAUCGGAGAGCGAGCUAUUGUGCGAAUGAGACGCGAAGCAAUCCGGAAAUGGGCAGAAGGCAGGCCAAUCUGCGCCGGCGGGCGAAACUGGGACUGGCCGUGUGUAUCUCCAUGAGUGAGUCCUUCGAAGAGGAGAUGGAGCUGUUUUGCAGUGAGCAUAUUGCCCUGCUGGAAUCUAUGCUUAGUCGAUUGAGAGCCAGUACAGAGCUGGCUUACAUCAACCACAAGAACUUUCUGCAGAUCAUGUUCCAGGCCUGGCAGGAUACCCAACAAUGGUUCAGCGAUCUCUUCACUGCCCCGCGCAUCAAGACGCCCGUCUGGCUGAGCAUCACCACCAGCGGCAGCAAGUACUCCAAGACUGUGGCCGAGAGAUUCAUCAAGGAGCUGUGCGACCUUCUCUCCUUCGCCGAUACCAAGGACUCUAAUUUUUUUAUUAGCACCAUGCUGACGGGAAUCCUUACUCAUCAUCUCGGAUGGGUAGCCACCGUGUCCGCCUUCAACAGCGCCGGUUCUCGCCGAUCGGAGUCCUCUGCCUCAGCGGCGGCCAUUGAGCAGAGAGCAAAGCUACUCCAAGUUGCCCAAAAGCAUCCGUACAAUGCGCUGUGGGCGCAACUAGGUGAUCUUUACGGAGCCAUCGGCAUGCCGCCCAAGUUAGCACGCACCAUUGUGUGUGGAGCAGAGAAGCUCUGGGUAGAGAAGCUGCUAAACGUGCUCACAUACUUUAUUCGAUGCAGCGAGGUACGAAGAGCGGCCAAGCGGGAGGACUUCAACAAGCAGCUGAUUAACGACCUUGUCGCCCAGAGCCAGAUUAAAAAUCAAUCGGGUCCGCAGGAGAGGCACAAGAGUCCACCGACGCAGAAGCGCGGACUGAGCAGGGCGGCAACCUGCAAACAGAAUCUGAAUGCCAUUGCUGAUGAUGCGGACGAUGAGAAUGGUGAACUGAACGGUUACGAUAGGGAGAACGAGGAUGGGGACCCAGAUGGAUUGGAUCUAGGGUCCCUGGACGCCAGCGAUGGCAUGCAGACACUGAAAAAGAAUGAGAUUCCCACUGUGCUGGCUUUCCGAGACUCUCACUUUGUGCAGCAGGAGCUGCGUAUCGGAAACUAUUUAAUGGACACAGGUAUUGACAAGAAGACGCUGCUGGCUCGGCAGACACAGCAAUACUUUCGUACUGGCAAAGACGGCCGGAUCCGUUUGACAGUGACCACGCCGGAUAACGUGGAGCUGUGCAUGGAGGAGGAGCAGUCGAGCGGAACUGGCUCUGUAAGCACGGGUUCCGUGGACGACGGUGCCAUCGAGGCCAUCGACUAUGAAGACCAAGUGGAAGCUCCUCCGAAAAAGAACUUCUUUUGGAACAUAGCAGGUGUAACGGAAGGCCUGAGUCUUAACGAUUUGGCCAAACUGCAGCAGGGCAUUCGGAUCAUCAACCGCAAGCUAGAGCGACGCAACAGCAGCUACUCGGUUGAGGGAAACCCGGACCAACAGCAGAGCAAGACUGGAGAAACAGGAGUAGGUGACUUUGAGUCCCUUAGUCAUGAAAGACGCGCCUCGCAUUUGUCACUCUCAGAUUUGAUAACGCAGAACAGCAUGGGCAAAAGCGAUCGCAUGACUUGGGGCAUUGAGCCCAUAAAAGAGAACGUUAGCCUGGAGGAGCAGAUCCACUUUGAUCACUGUCACAAGCUAAUCGAGCGAGAGCACGGCAUCUGUCGACAAACAUCGGCUGAUAAUGGCAACGGAGUAGUCUUCGUACUGGGCGAUAAUGAGCCACUAAUCAACCUGAAAAAGAGCAGUGAGGACCUGAGCGGAGAUCAAGAUUCUAAGCCCGCUUUGAUGCUAUGUGCACAACAUCAGCGCACCCACGACAGAAGCAAGCACUCGGGUAUGAAGUUCAACUUUGAACAGUAUCCGCAGAUAGCCACCAACUAUAUGAAGAGCAAGAAUCUGUUGAUGUCCAACUAUGAUCUGCUAAUGGACAAAGUAAGCAAACUGGAGGCCAGCGAGGCAGCUGCCCUUAAGGGCAGCGAUAGCACGGCAACACUAGCUGCUAGCAGUAGCUCCACGGCCGCUCUGCUUCCUCCUACAACUCCAGUGGCUGCGAAUAGCGAUCGUUGCGUAGUAUGCAGCAGCGGCGUUGGCCUAAAUACAUCGGCCACCUGGAACCAAACACCUUCCAACGCCACCGAGCUGGAAUUCGAGACCGAUGAAAUGCACUGCUACAAUCAAAGUGGGAAUAGUAAUGGGUUCAGCACCAAGGCUCUUCAGUCUGUAAACUCGGCGGCCUCCAUAGACACGCUAAAGUCAACUGUGUCAGUCGAGCCACUAACUCCAACGAUUCCAACCCAAAUGCAGACGACGUACUUGCGCAAGCAGCAGCCCAAGCGGGUUCCGUCAGGACGCAGUUCCGUCUCCUCGGUAGCCGCCAAGUGUGCAGCGGUCAAUGUGUCCCAGCAGCUAUUAAAACUGCCUGUUCCGGGCGUCAAGGAAUUGCCGCAGGACGACGAAUCUCCGGGCGACCAGCUGCGUGCCGGCUUCAUUCCCUCGCUGCUGUUAAGCGUCAGCGAUCAUUACGUCUCCGACAUGGUAUUGCAGGGUACUUGUGCUCCGCCCAAUAAGUGGGAGAUGCAUCUGCGGGAGGAUCUAGCUCUGGCUGCACGUUCAGCCUCUCUUAUCUCGCAGCCGGCGGAGAACAUAGCAAUUGUGGCGGACAUGGACAAGUGGGAUGUUCGGCUAAUUUCAUCUCAGACGCAGCAGUUUCCGUAUGCCGGUGGUCAGAGUUCUCCUGUCGGCAUGUCUCAGCUCGUCUCCAGCAUGCUGGAAACUGUACAAGCCAUGAAUGCAGGUGGCAUACCAGCCUACGAGUGCUUGUCGUUUCUGGAGUCGAAGUUACAGGAAAUCUACCUGCAGUCGGAAACUUUGGCAGCAUUCCUGCUUGAGACUGAUCCUUGCCGGCUGAGCGACAUUACCAAUCCGCUGCAGUUGUCCGAAAACGAUGUACCAUUGCUGCUGUCAGUAGCAUAUAUUCACACACCCAAGAUUAGCCGCAAGUGCGGCAUCAGCUUCAGGUGACAUGUUGUUGCCGUCUGCUGAUCUAGGACAUUGCCAAACAUUCUAUCACUCAACGUUUUCAACGAGCUCUUCUCAUGCAUCAUCCAAAGCGAAACAAGCAAAUACUCCAGCGAAUUUUAAUUUCACUGAUUUUGUGAUAUAUUUAUAUGUGUAGGAAUCUAGCGCCUAAAUGCAGGAUACGUUUUUCAGCCGUAGCUUAGCCGUAGCCCUCGAUCGAAACCAAUUCAAUCUGAACUGCAACGAUUGGUUUCUGAUUAUUGUAAUCGCCCAGUGUAAAUGGGUCUUUCAUUGAAAUUUACCACAUCCACUCAUCGCGGUCACAUGAAGAAGCAUUGUAAAUCAUCUGGGUUAGAAUUAGCCGGGCCAGAAUGUGUUGGCGAUAGGGUGACGAUGAUGAUGACGACUCCGGCUUAGCAGCACUCGACACGGGCUGCUAUCGGAUCGAUCGAUCGCCAAAACAUAUCUUGCUCCGCCCCACACUUUUGUAGUGCUUGAUUUAGAUUUAAUAAUUUAUGACAGCAAUAAUAUAAUCGUAGCAUUAAUUGAAUAAGUUUAGAAUACUCUAGGGAUGCAGUGCAGCUACUAAAAUUAUAUAUGUAUAAUGCAUUCAAGAAAGCAACUAAAACAACAAAGAAAUCAAAUAAAAAUAUGUGUAUAUAUUUUUGAAGGAGAAUAUACAAUUUUAAAAUGAA
Messenger RNA from Drosophila santomea, 5993 nucleotides. Its product is annotated as folliculin-interacting protein 1. Gene Ontology annotation, molecular function: ATPase inhibitor activity; protein-folding chaperone binding. Lineage: Eukaryota; Metazoa; Arthropoda; Insecta; Diptera; Drosophilidae. The record is from RefSeq and is a predicted model, not a curated record. Gene Ontology annotation, cellular component: cytoplasm. The transcript has 7 exons. The coding region runs from base 901 to 5301 and encodes 1466 amino acids.